Penicillium angulare is the source of this 1662-nucleotide messenger RNA. RefSeq names its product type 2C protein phosphatase PTC6 (gene ptcA). Gene Ontology annotation, biological process: protein dephosphorylation. NCBI's taxonomy places the organism in Eukaryota, Fungi, Ascomycota, Eurotiomycetes, Eurotiales, Aspergillaceae. The record is from RefSeq and is a predicted model, not a curated record. The transcript has 2 exons. Gene Ontology annotation, molecular function: protein serine/threonine phosphatase activity; cation binding. The coding region runs from base 1 to 1662 and encodes 553 amino acids.
AUGAUUGUCACUUCGGCGAGGCGAGUAACAGGUCGGGUCUGGACCUUGGCCAGCUGUUACGGCCCCUACUACAGUCGACAACUCCGACUAUCCAGCUCAGAAGCUGAACCGCCCGAUGCGCAACCGGUAUCGAAAAAGAAACCUCAGUUCCGCGAUUAUUUCGUCACCCAUUUACCGUCGUCAUCACUUCACCCCGACCCUCGGGGGCCAACUUCACCCUUUCAUAAGCUCCCCCGAUCUGCGUCCGUCCCUCACACUGGAGAUACAUCACACUCCCCCACAUCUUUUCAGCAAUUCAUUGAUCGCGAGACGACGGUAGUGAGGAUCCCUCUACGCAGCGCCAAGCAUCACUAUGGCGCCGUCACUGCCCGCGGCACUCGUCCAGCCAAUGAAGAUGCAUACCAAGCCGGAGUGAUUGAUAUACCAGCGUUUGCGAAGCGUCCUCCAACAUCAGUAACUAUCAGACGAACAUCAUCCCCGCGCGAGUCCCGCGCAGCAGACACAGCGAAUGGCGAUCCACAGAUAUUUUACUUUGGUAUAUUCGACGGACACGGAGGAGCGGAGUGCAGUGCAUUCUUGAAAGAAAACCUGCAUGAAUACAUCCAAAACACAGCCGCUGAAUUCGAGAUCAAAUCCAGUCUUGGGAUACCUCAAUCACUUCUAAGCCCAGGCGAUUCGUCCGGCUCACUACCAGUGAUGCAGGAGGGCAACCGACGAAAGAUCGGGGACCUAGAGAAGAGCCUUGUGAACAACUGGAGGCGGCUAGUAGGUGGCUACUUCAAGAGAUUCAAACCUCCAUAUUUCUCAUACUAUGGGGCUGACUCUGUGGAUACCGCAUCUAACGACGCAGUGUCCGUCGAGGAAGUCAUGGAAUAUGCUUUCUUACGCGCCGAUUUGGACUUCGUAAAAGCCCAGGCAGCCAAGAGAGACGACGACAUGGCCUUAGCAGAGAAGCCUCUCAACGAGAACGAGAUACUUCAUUCUCCCAGUCUCACCCGAACCCCGCAGAUUGGCGGUCGCGCCCGAUUCAAGGGUGGGAGCACCGGAAGUAUUGUUCUGAUCUCUACUCCCAACCCGACGCCAUUCUGGCAUCCCGCUGGUCAUUCUAGUCUCCUCGUCGCACACGUCGGCGACACCCGAGCCCUCCUUUGCUCAACAGCUACCGGCGAAGCUAUCCCUCUAACCUCCAACCACCACCCGUCGUCACCUAUCGAAGCAGCCCGUCUCCGUCGGUAUGCCGCGACCUUUGUGACCGAUUCCUUCGGUGAAGAACGUAUGAGUGGACUUGCCAAUACUCGAGCUUUCGGCGACGUGCAAUCUAAGCGUAUUGGUGUCUCUGCCGAGCCAGAGGUCAACCGGAUUGAGAUGGCGCCUGCUGAAUUCUCAUUCAUCGUAAUGAUGACCGACGGCAUUAGCGGCACGCUUCUCGAUCAAGAGGUUGUUGAUAUUGUCAAGGAAGCUAGGACUCCCGAACAAGGUGCUCGUGAUGUCGUCAGCUUUGCUACCGAGGUCACUAAAGAGGGUGAUAAUGCUACUUGUCUCGUUAUUCGCCUUGGUGGCUGGGAGCGGCGACUAGAGGGAGGGGUUGGUAGUUUAGGAACGAAGGAAUCUCGAGAGUGGCGGCGACAGGAUGCCACUGAUCCGCGCAGGUCACGGACAUGA